AUGGUCAGCUCCUUUUGUGGCUCCGUCUGCUCUGACCAGGGCUGUGGCCAGGAGAUCUGCUGCCAACCCAGCUGCUGCCAGACCACCUGCUGCUGUGGCUUCAGCUGCUGUGUCAGCUCCUGUUGUGGCUCCAUCUGCUCUGACCAGGGCUGUGGCCAGGAGACCUGCUGCCAACCCAGCUGCUGCCAGACCACCUGCUGCAGGACCACCUGCUGCCGCCCCAGCUGCUGCCAGCCCACCUGCUGCCGCCCCAGCUGCUGCAUCUCCAGCUGCUGCCGCCCCAGCUGCUGCCAGCCCACCUGCUGCCAGCCCACCUGCUGCCGCCCCAGCUGCUGCAUCUCCAGCUGCUGCCAGCCCACCUGCUGCCAGCUCACCUGCCGCCAGCCUUGCUGCCGCCCCUGCUGCUGCCUGCGUCCAGUCUGUGGCCAAGUCUCCUGCCACACCUCUUGUUAUCGCCCAACCUGCGUCAUCUCCACCUGCCCCCGCCCCCUGUGCUGCGCCUCCUCUUGCUGCUGA
Messenger RNA from Microcebus murinus (gray mouse lemur), 516 nucleotides. Lineage: Eukaryota; Metazoa; Chordata; Mammalia; Primates; Cheirogaleidae. The record is from RefSeq and is a predicted model, not a curated record.